AUGUCGACGCGCGCGGCCUUCCCGCCGUCAACGCGCCCGCAUGCCUUGCCCACCGCCCUCCCUCUCCCCGGCCACCCUUCCCUCCCCGCGGCCGCCCUCCCUUACCCUCUCGUUGGCGUCCUGCCUCACCUCCCUGCAGGCGCCUUCCCCUUCCCUCGUGGUGCACCUUCUUCUGCCGCUUUUGCACCACCUCCUCCUUCUCCCCUCACCCCUUUUGCCUCUUCACCCUCCUCCUCCUCUCUUCAUACAUUCCUCCCCUCCGUGCCUCUCCUCCCUUCCUCCACCUCCUUCCCCUCCGCCUCUGCCAACUGGCUGCGUGGUAUUGGUUGCCACUUGCUGGUAGCUAUCUGUGUUUCGGCGCCAAUCUCCUUCCACAACUUUCCGCCUCCUCUUGUUUCUCCCCUAAGCGGCGCAGCAGCAGACUACUCCGCCGCUAUCCCUCCUUCUCUUGUUUCUCCCCUCAGCGGUGCAGCAGCAGACUACUCUGCCGCUAUCCCUCCUCCUCGUAUUUCUCCCCUCAGCAGCGCAGCAGCAGACUACUCCGCCGCUAUCCCUCCUCCUCUUGGUUCUCCCCUCAGCGGCGCAGCAGCAGACUACUCCGCCGCUAUCCCUCCUCCUCUUGUUUCUCCCCUGAGCGGCGCAGCAGCAGACUACUCCGCCGCUAUCCCUCCUCGUAUUUCUCCCCUCAGCGCCGCAGCAGCAGACUACUCCGCCGCUAUCCCUCCUCCUCUUGUUUCUCCCCUCAGCAGCGCGGCAGCAGACUACUCCGCUGCUAUCCCUCCUCCUCUUGUUUCUCCUCUCAGCGGCGCAGCAGAAGACUACCCCACCGUUAUCCCUACUCCUCUUAUUUCCCCCCCUCAACGGCUCAGCAGCUGA
Molecule: messenger RNA, 876 nt
Organism: Closterium sp. NIES-65
Lineage: Eukaryota; Viridiplantae; Streptophyta; Zygnematophyceae; Desmidiales; Closteriaceae
Source: the annotation of a GenBank genome assembly